UUCUGGUCUAUUCCUCUUCUUCUCCGUCCGCUUCCCCUACCCUUUGUGAACCAGGUUCGCCCUUAUUCUCCUAAUCAGAAAAUCAGAUCUAAGAGGGACAACGAAGUCAUCGAGUUCUGGAGAUUAGGGUCGCCCAAUGGCCAAUAGUAUUGGCCAUUGGCCGACUGGUUGCUGGUUCUAAUUUCGAUCCUCCAUCUGAAUGUGAAAUGAAAGGAGUGUGGAUAAAGAUUUUAGCUUGGUGGAGCAUUCAUAUGGUGCUAUGAGGUAGUGUGAAGGAGGCUUUUUGGCAACUCACUCAGGGGAGGCAGCAUGAAAGGACAAAAGCUGUUUGGUCCCCUUUGUUCAUCUUGGUCGCUUGGCAUAUGUGGGGGUUGAGAAAUUGGGUGUUAAAGGGUUGGAGGCAGAUGCACAUAGAUUGGUGGAGAUAAUACAAACUGAGUCCUUGUGGGUAAAAGAUAAAUUGAGUGUAUGUGGGUUUUCAUUGUAUGAUUGGAUGAACCAUUCUAACUUGUGUGCUAGAACACUAGACGUUUAGCUUGAAGUAACAGCAGAACAUAAUGUAUAUGGGAAGGAAUACAUUUUGUACUCCAACAUGAUAGAAACCUUUAUGGACAAUCGAAAAAAAAAAAAGAAAAAAAAAAAAAGAAAAGAAAAGAGAGAAUUUAUAUGUAAAACCAUAAACUUAUAACCCGUGCGUACUUAUGCUUAGAAGUUAUUGUUGGGGCAAUACAUCAAAGCUAUGAUGUUGCUGCAACAAGAGGUGCAGCAAGCAACGUUAAUGACACAAAAUUUGCAACAACAAAGCUGUCUUAAUGGACAGACAAGUGCAGCUAACAAAGCUGCAUUAUGGAAGCAACUGAAAUGAAAUGCAAAUGGAGGCUGCAAUUGGUCAACAAAAGGGCAGAAAUGUGAGAGAAAAUGGCAGCAAGAUAUUUGCCAUGUUAUGGUGUUUUCAAUGUACCACUUUUUAUGUUAGUUUACGUAUUAUAUUCUUUGAUUUAAAUAUUACAAUAAGUUUUGUAAGAAACAUGUAAUCAUAAAUCAUGGAAUGUAGGUAAAGAAUACUGUUCUUAUGUUGUAAUUUUCUGCAAUAAAUUGGCAGAUAAGUU
This is a messenger RNA of Rubroshorea leprosula, 1109 nucleotides long. The record is from the annotation of a GenBank genome assembly. Lineage: Eukaryota; Viridiplantae; Streptophyta; Magnoliopsida; Malvales; Dipterocarpaceae.